This is a messenger RNA of Bipolaris victoriae FI3, 549 nucleotides long. RefSeq lists its product as hypothetical. The coding region runs from base 1 to 549 and encodes 182 amino acids. The transcript has a single exon. Lineage: Eukaryota; Fungi; Ascomycota; Dothideomycetes; Pleosporales; Pleosporaceae. The record is from RefSeq and is a predicted model, not a curated record.
AUGUCAUCUUUCCUUUCUAUACUGGAGGAGGCCAGGGGAGAGGCCCUCAAUAGUCACAAAGCCGCCCCUGAGUCCACUACUCCCAAGAAAAAUAUUGUAAGGCUGAAAAAAUGGGUUCCGCGGACCCAGAAGCACAUGGGGCGAAAAGACGGUUGUGAUACCGAUUCUGGACCCUCAUCGAAAUCUGUCACUCCGCCCACAUCUUGUAGUGACAACAACAAAGAGCAGCUCAAAAGCCAAAAGCGUCUUCCUCUGGCCAAUGAGAAGAAAAAGAUGUCUAAGAAGAUAAGAAGGACCCCAAGCUCCAAUAAAACCAGUUGUGGGAAGGCUGGCAAGAAUCAGAAGCCCUCUUCAACAAUCAGUGCUUCCCAUAUCGUCAGAGCGAAGAACAAAACGGUGGCGGUUCCACGAGCCACACAAAACCCCGACCAUGAUUCCGAGGGACAAGAUUCCGACGACGAUUUUGUCGUCGACGACAAGGCAUAUAAACCCCGGAAAUCAAAGGUCGGAGCAAUGGCCCGUUCAAAACUCUUUGCAGGAAUGGAAUAG